AUGGUGGAGGACCCCAGAGCAAGAGGCGUCUCGUUUCCGAUCGUCUUCUCCGACGGCGAGACUGAGACCGAUAUCGGAAACGUCGUCGUUAACGACGCCCUAGAGUUCAAGCUGUUCCUGUCGCUCCUGAGCAACAAGAUCGGAAUCUCGCCGCACCAGUUCACGGUCUUCCUCUCCUCGCCGGACACCCGCCGGCGAAUCCCCAUCACCGGCAAGGUCAACUUCGGCGCGAUUUCUCGCGAGAAGAACUGCUUCUUUCUCGUGGAGCUAAAGCGGUCGAGACGCGAGAAGCGGCGUUCCAAGAAUAGCCAGAUUCAACACCACCACCACCAAGAUUUUCAAGAAAACGAGUACGACAACACGGCGUCGUUCGGAGCUCACAAUCCGGUCAACAAGAGCCUCAGUCUUGAGAACGUUAUGCUAUUGAGGCGGGGUAUGGAGAUCGAAAACGUUGCCGGUUUGGGUUUUCCGUUUGCGGGUCGGGUCGAGUACGAGAAUCGGAUCAGGGAGUUGCAGAUGGAGAAGGAGAGGUAUUUGAUGAACAUGGGCCUGGGAAGAUCCGAUGGGCUUGGGCUUGGGCUGGGCCGGGGAGGUGGCGUAGCGGUGGUGUGCGAGGAGUGUUCAAGAGCUAAAGCGAUGGGGAGAGAAGUCGGAUUCCACUGGUGCGCUUACGACGCUGUGACUUUCGGGUUCAGGUCUCCGGCGGGUCCGAUUUCCCGACCCGCCAAAGGGUAA
Prunus armeniaca (apricot) is the source of this 735-nucleotide messenger RNA. The record is from the annotation of a GenBank genome assembly. Lineage: Eukaryota; Viridiplantae; Streptophyta; Magnoliopsida; Rosales; Rosaceae.